Rangifer tarandus platyrhynchus (Svalbard reindeer) is the source of this 3240-nucleotide messenger RNA. Lineage: Eukaryota; Metazoa; Chordata; Mammalia; Artiodactyla; Cervidae. The record is from the annotation of a GenBank genome assembly.
AUGGCUGCGGGGCUGCUGGGCUCUGAGGACCUGCUGAGUGCCUGGAACCGGCUGGUGUGGGGCCUGACUUGCCGGGCUUUGAGGACGUGCCGAGGCGGGAACGUGCGGGUCCUGCAACUGAUGCUGAAACCAUGGUGCAUCUCCAGGGCUGUCUACCAGAUGACGGAGGGCCGUCGAUGUCAAGUACAUCUUCUUGAUGACCGGAAGCUGGAACUCCUAGUUCAGCCCAAGCUUUUGGCCAAGGAGCUGCUUGACCUCGUGGCCUCUCACUUCAACCUGAAGGAGAAGGAAUACUUUGGAAUUGCCUUCACAGAUGAGACGGGACACUUGAACUGGCUUCAGCUAGAUCGAAGAGUCUUGGAACAUGACUUCCCCAAAAAGUCGGGACCAGUGGUUUUAUACUUUUGUGUCAGGUUCUAUAUUGAGAGCAUCUCAUACCUGAAGGACAAUGCCACCAUCGAGCUUUUCUUCCUGAAUGCCAAGUCCUGUAUCUACAAGGAGCUGAUUGAUGUUGACAGUGAAGUAGUGUUUGAAUUGGCCUCAUAUAUUUUACAGGAGGCAAAGGGAGAUUUUUCUAGCAAUGAAGUGGUGAGGACGGACCUGAAGAAGCUGCCAGCGCUUCCCACACAGGCCCUGAAGGAGCACCCCUCCCUGGCUUACUGUGAGGACCGGGUCAUCGAGCACUACAAGAAACUCAACGGCCAGACCAGAGGCCAAGCCAUUGUCAACUACAUGAGCAUUGUAGAGUCUCUCCCAACCUAUGGGGUUCACUAUUACGCAGUGAAGGACAAGCAGGGGAUACCGUGGUGGCUGGGCCUGAGCUACAAAGGCAUCUUCCAGUAUGACUACCAUGAUAAAGUCAAGCCCAGGAAGAUAUUCCAAUGGAGACAGUUGGAAAACCUGUAUUUCAGAGAGAAGAAGUUUUCUGUGGAAGUUCAUGACCCACGCAGGGCUUCGGUGACAAGAAGGACGUUUGGACACAGCGGCAUCGCAGUGCACACGUGGUACGCGUGUCCAGCACUGAUCAAGUCCAUCUGGGCUAUGGCCAUUAGCCAGCACCAGUUCUAUCUGGACAGAAAGCAGAGUAAGUCGAAGAUCCAUGCCGCCCGCAGCCUGAGCGAAAUUGCCAUCGACCUAACUGAGACGGGGACGCUGAAGACGUCUAAGCUGGCCAACAUGGGCAGCAAAGGCAAGAUCAUCAGCGGCAGCAGUGGCAGCCUCCUGUCCUCAGGUUCUCAGGAAUCGGAUAGCUCUCAGUCGGCCAAGAAAGACAUGCUGGCGGCCUUGAAAUCCAGGCAGGAAGCUCUGGAGGAAACACUGCGCCAGCGGCUGGAAGAGCUGAAGAAACUCUGCCUCCGAGAAGCAGAGCUGACGGGCAAACUGCCUGUAGAGUAUCCCCUGGAUCCAGGAGAGGAGCCACCCAUUGUUCGGAGAAGAAUCGGGACGGCCUUCAAGCUGGAUGAGCAGAAAAUCUUGCCCAAAGGAGAGGAAGCCGAGUUGGAGCGCCUGGAGCGGGAGUUUGCCAUUCAGUCCCAGAUUACAGAGGCCGCCCGCCGCCUGGCCAGUGACCCCAAUGUCAGCAAAAAACUGAAGAAGCAGAGGAAAACCUCUUAUCUGAACGCACUGAAGAAGCUGCAGGAGAUUGAAAGCGCCAUCAACGAGAACCGCGUCAAAUCUGGAAAGAAACCCACCCAGAGGGCCUCGCUGAUCAUCGACGAUGGAAAUAUUGCCAGUGAAGACAGUUCCCUGUCAGAUGCCCUUGUUCUUGAAGAUGAAGACUCUCAGGUCACCAGCACACUGUCCCCCUUACAGUCCCCUCACAAGGGGCUCCCUCCUCGGCCACCGUCGCACAACCGGCCACCUCCUCCCCAGUCCCUGGAGGGACUCAGGCAGAUGCACUAUCACCGCAACGACUAUGACAAGUCGCCCAUAAAGCCCAAAAUGUGGAGCGAGUCCUCGCUAGAUGAGCCUUACGAGAAGGUCAAGAAACGUUCCUCGCACAGUCACUCCAGCAACCAUAAGCGCUUCCCCAGCACGGGGAGCUGUGCCGAAGCAGGAGGUGGGAGCAGCUCCCUGCAGACCAGCCCCAUCCGCAGCCUCCCGCACUGGAACUCGCAGUGCAGCAUGCCAUCCACACCUGACCUCCGCGUCCGGAGUCCCCACUACGUGCAUUCCACGAGGUCGGUGGACCUCAGCCCCACGCGGCUGCACAGCCUGGCCCUGCAUUUUCGGCACCGGAGCUCCAGCUUGGAGUCCCAGGGCAAGCUCCUGGGCUCAGAGAACGACACGGGGAGCCCCGACUUCUACACGCCACGGACUCGUAGCAGCAACGGCUCGGACCCCAUGGACGACUGUUCGUCGUGCACCAGCCACUCGAGCUCGGAGCACUACUACCCGGCGCAGAUGAACGCCAACUACUCUACGCUGGCCGAGGACUCGCCGUCCAAGGCGCGCGCGCGCCAGCGCCAGCGCCAGCGGGCGGCGGGCGCCCUGGGCGCGGCGAACUCGGGGAGCAUGCCCAACCUAGCGGCGCGCGGCGGCGGCCACGGCGUCUACCUGCACAGCCAGAGCCAACCAAGCUCGCAGUACCGCAUCAAGGAGUACCCUCUGUACGUGGAGGGCGGCGCCACGCCGGUGGUGGUGCGCAGCCUGGAGAGCGAGCAGGAAGGCCACUACAGCGUCAAGGCGCAGUUCAAGACCUCCAGCUCCUACACGGCAGGUGGCCUCUUCCGGGAGAGCUGGCGUGGCGGCGACGAGGGCGACGCGGGCCGCCUGACGCCCUCGCGCUCGCAGAUCCUGCGGACUCCAUCCCUGGGCCGCGAGGGCGCCCCCGACAAGGGCGCCGGACGCGCCGCUGUCUCGGACGAGCUGCGCCAGUGGUACCAGCGCUCGAGCGCCUCGCACAAGGAGCACAGCCGCCUGUCGCACACCAGCUCCACCUCCUCGGACAGCGGCUCCCAGUACAGCACCUCCUCCCAGAGCACCUUCGUGGCGCACAGCAGGGUCACCCGGAUGCCCCAGAUGUGCAAGGCCACGUCAGCUGCCUUACCUCAAAGCCAGAGAAGCUCAACACCGUCCAGUGAAAUAGGAGCGACGCCCCCCAGCAGCCCCCACCACAUCCUAAGCUGGCAGACUGGGAGCUACGGUGACAGCUGUUUCCUGGACUCUUCCCUCUAUCCAGAACUAGCUGAUGUCCAGUGGUACGGGCAGGAAAAAGCCAAGCCCGGGACCCUUGUAUGA